AUGACGAUUCUCUCGGUCCUCAAGGCGUCUCCUCCGGAUUGGAGAUUCUCUCAGGUUUCUGGUGAAUGCAGCACUGGUGAAGAAGUUCAUGAAGGCUUCUUGGGACCGAAGCUCCUCCUCCUGUGUUUUCGAGAAGAGUUUGGAGAUAGCAAGAUCACAGUCUUUCAGCUCUCGACUGAAGCUCCUGCUCCUGUUUCUUCGAGAAGCAACUACUACUUCCGACUAUCGGUGAGCAAUGACCCUGUGGUCAGCAAUGAGCAGAAAGCAGGUGCUUUCUGGAGCCGCAUUGCGGCUUACUUUGCAGCCAGUCCAAAGGUGGAAAGAGGUGAAAAGCGAGAGGCAGUUCAGUGUAAGCAAAGAUGGCAGAAGAUGAACGAUCUUUUCUGUAAGUUUUGUGGAUUCUAUGCGGCUGCAACAAGACAUAAAACAAGUGGUCAAAAUGAGGCUGAUACUGUGAAACUGGCACACGAAAUCUUCUACAACGAUCAUAAGAUCAAAUUUAACCUUCACCAUGCUUGGGAGGAGCUGAGGAAUGACCAGAAAUGGUGUGAAGUUGCUAGUAGCAAGAUUGAUGGAACCAGUAAGAAGAGAAAGUGUGAUGAUGAAGCUCAAUCAGAAAGCUCUCAAGCAAUGUCCAAUCUCGGUGAUCAACCAACCAAACGGCCUCCUGGUGUUAAGGCGGCGAAAGGAGCCUCUGGUAAGAGAAGCAUCGCAGGUGACCAGGCUGCCUCUGAGUUUCAGACCAUGUGGUCUAUUACAGAGAAAGACAUGGCUGCGAAAGAGAGACUUUCGAAGAUGGGGUUGCUUGAGAGUCUCAUAUCCAAGAAAGAGCCACUUUCUGAAUACGAGGAAGCGCUAAGAAGAAGCUAA
Messenger RNA from Brassica napus (rape), 870 nucleotides. Its product is annotated as glutathione S-transferase T3-like. The record is from RefSeq and is a predicted model, not a curated record. The coding region runs from base 1 to 870 and encodes 289 amino acids. The transcript is spliced from 4 exons. Lineage: Eukaryota; Viridiplantae; Streptophyta; Magnoliopsida; Brassicales; Brassicaceae.